Molecule: messenger RNA, 873 nt
Organism: Momordica charantia (bitter melon)
Lineage: Eukaryota; Viridiplantae; Streptophyta; Magnoliopsida; Cucurbitales; Cucurbitaceae
Cellular component (GO): cytoplasm
Molecular function (GO): protein-disulfide reductase activity
Source: RefSeq, a predicted model, not a curated record
ACCAAAUUACCAAAUUUGCCCAAAAAUUCUCUCUCUCUCUCUCUCUCUCUCCUGAUUUUUCUCUUUCCCCUUCUCUCUCACCUCACAACCGUCGCGCUCCAAUUUCUUGCUCCGAUGGCUACGGUUCUCGAUUCCCUCACUCUUCCCUGUUCCUCUGCUUUCUCUUCGCCUUCUUCUUUCUCCGGCCGCCGGACCUCCCUCGCCCUCCCGCAGUUCAGAGGCUUGAAGAUCUCCCACAGCUUCACUUCCCACUCUAUAAGAUCUGCCAGAUCCAGUUCCAGGUUUGCUCCGCGUUCCGGGAGAAUCGUCUGCGAAGCUCAGGAAACUACUGCCGUAGUGCCUGCUGCUACAGAAGCUACCUGGCAGUCACUUGUUAUUGAAAGUGAAUUACCCGUUCUAGUCGAGUUCUGGGCACCAUGGUGCGGUCCAUGCCGCAUGAUCCAUCCUCUAAUUGAUGCUCUAAGCUCCGAGUAUUCGGGAAGAUUUAAAUUUUACAAGGUUAAUACUGAUGACAAUGCUGCAAUUGCAUCCCGAUACGGUAUAAGAAGCAUCCCAACUGUCAUUAUCUUCAAAGGUGGUGAGAAGAAGGAGGCAGUAAUUGGUGCAGUUCCCAAAUCAACUUUGAUUGCCAGCAUGGACAAAUUCUUGUAGAGAUAGCUGAUAAAAAGUAUGAAUCGAAUGAACGUAAGCUGCUUUCCCAUAAUUUCUUUAAUUUUAGCCUCUUAUAUCUGAAGAUGAAUUCUCUACCCUGGAAAUAAACUCUCCUCAUUUGUCACAUAUAGUUCCUAAUGCAACUGGUUCCUAAUGCAACUGUAUCUUCGUUAGAUUGUAUCUAUUUUCUCUUUACUUUCUCUAUGGAUGCAUCUUUCUUUA